This is a messenger RNA of Branchiostoma floridae (Florida lancelet), 2178 nucleotides long. RefSeq lists its product as uncharacterized. The record is from RefSeq and is a predicted model, not a curated record. The transcript is spliced from 8 exons. The coding region runs from base 199 to 1461 and encodes 420 amino acids. Lineage: Eukaryota; Metazoa; Chordata; Leptocardii; Amphioxiformes; Branchiostomatidae.
GCCUGUUCCCCCCCCUACACACACGGAGAGAAAUGUACGUACAGGUGCACUACAGGGUUCACGCAAGCCUCUGGCAGCAGCAAAAAGACCUGCAAUGAUGGACAAUGGACUGGAAUCGACCUCAUCUGUGACUCAGCUCACGCUGCUGACCCAAACAUUGCAUCAGGAAGAGCUGCGUUUCAGUCUAGUGUUGACUCCAUGGGAUCCCCCGGUCUAGCUGUCGACGGAAACAGAAGUCCCCAAAGGGCAAGCAGAUUUUGCACAAAAACAUCUCAAGAAGACGACCCAUAUUGGUAUGUUGAUUUGGGAUAUUCGGUCACUGUCGACCACGUCACCAUCGUCAACCGUCAAGACUUUUUGAUUGAGAAGAUCACGCCCUUCGACGUCCACGUGGGGGACAGGACUGACGUGACUAAGAACCCGAUGUGCGGCGGGCAUCAUCGCUUCUGCCUGACAGAUACCGAGCAUGUUGUCCACUGCCGCGGGAUGAGGGGCAGGUACGUGGGCAUCAGACUCCCGGGGAAGAAGCGAACCCUAUCGCUGUGCGAAGUGGAGGUUUAUGCAGCUACAAAUAUAGCUUGGGGAAAACCAACUGUUCAGUCAGACGUCGCAUAUAACGGGGUUGCCUCCCGAGCGACUGACGGUUGUAGGGACCCGGACUGGAAUAGCGCGUGCUGCACGUCCACUCCGUGCCAGUCGAACCCUUGGUUGCGAGUAGACCUUGGUACCGAAGUCAGUGUCAAGUGGGUGGUCAUCAUCAACCGCCAGGGCAAGACAAGAAGGCGACUUAACCGCUUCGAGCUCUACAUUGGAAACGAAGAACGCGUAGACCGUAACCAACGCUGCGGCGAUGUUAUUUACAUCCCCACUAAUAAGAAUAAGAUUGCCACCAACUGUAACGGGAUAAGAGGGCGAUAUGUGGGGAUCCGUCUGCCUGGCAACAGCCGUACCUUGUCAAUCUGUGAAGUUGAAGUUUAUGAAGGUACGGUGACCAGAAAGAGGACUUCUGAAGUGCGUAGUACCGAGGGCCAGGAUUGUGAAGAACAUCAGGCAGGAGACACCUGGUUAUCUGAUGACGGUGAAAAGAACUGCAUCUGUGAGAUGAAUCAAACAGUGUGCUACGAGGUGAUAUGUGGAGAGAGUGGUGAAGACAAGCCAUUCCUGGGAAAAGACGGACUGUGGACCUGUCCGGAGCCGGCCGCUGAGGAAGAGGAAUCCGGUACGGUUACCGGAAAGAGGACCUCUGAAGUGCGUGGUACCGAGGGCCAGGAUUGUGGAGAACAUCAGGCAGGAGACACCUGGUUAUCUGAUGACGGUGAAAAGAACUGCAUCUGUGAGAUGAAUCAAACAGUGUGCUACGAGGUGAUAUGUGGAGAGAGUGGUGAAGACAAGCCAUUCCUGGGAAAAGACGGACUGUGGACCUGUCCGGAGCCGGCCGCUGAGGAAGAGGAAUCUGACUAAAUUCCAAGCUGAUAAGAGUCAGCGCUGUUCAUCGCUUGAAGCGCUCAGCAACUGAUGGAACUGUCCAAUGAGACUCAACCUGGUGUGCCUUACGAGGGUAGUUUAAUUAGGAUUUCGCCUGCCUCCUUCUGGUUAUUGUAGAAGACCUAAAUUUCAAACGUACAGAUAUCCAUAAAUGCCAUAUACUUAUUUUGGAACUUCCGAAAGUUUCUAUCAGGGUCGCCAAUAUACGAGGUGUGUAAAAAGUGCUUUUAAAGACUAAUUUCACCAUGACCAACAGCAAUUAAAGUUUUGCACACUUAUUACCUAACGAUAUGCAACAAGUGUCGUUAUCUUAUAUGUCGAAUACAUCAAACAAUAACCAGAAGUUAUAGGUCAGGAGAAUUUUUUAUUGAAAAGCUUUAUACCUAUCAUUUACUUUUUCCGAAUAACUCUCUAGUCCCUUUUUCUUGCAUUUAGUUUUAGAUAUGGACGCUAUUUGCAACAGCUAGUUUUCUGUGGCCUACGUCAAAUCUACGUUGUCUCAUCAAAUACUUGCCUUCUUUCCUCCCUCCUUUAUCAAGUAUCGUAAUUGUGAUCUUUUUUGAUCUUCUAAACUAGAGGCUGUUCAUUUGGUGUAUUCAGUGUAUCUGACACUCCAUUUUAAAUUUCUUGCACACUUCUAUACCCUUCUUUAUUAAGUAUCAUAAUGGUCAUCUUUUCUGAUCUUCUAAACUA